Molecule: messenger RNA, 774 nt
Organism: Pseudomassariella vexata
Lineage: Eukaryota; Fungi; Ascomycota; Sordariomycetes; Amphisphaeriales; Pseudomassariaceae
Exons: 2
Coding region: 1-774 (257 amino acids)
Source: RefSeq, a predicted model, not a curated record
AUGUGUCGAUAUCCAGAGAAAAUACUUCGCCGAAACAUGACAGGGGACUCCGUGCCCUUAGUUGACGACAGACUGCCUCAUGUUACUUUCGAAUCCUUCAGUCGUAGCCAGCGAGGCGGUUACACGAGACCGUUUCUAAGACCUGCAGAAGUGACUGACAGGUCGCAUCAUGAAAUCCAUCUCAAGCUCACAAUUUCACCUCGUGCUACACCAGUUGUUGGUUCACAGUGGCUGGUAGAAUGGUAUCACAAGUCGUUAAAAGGCAAACCUAAGGCAAACCACUCCUCAAACAUCAUCGGGAACUCCCACAGCAAGGGAGCAUCCGCAUCCACUAGUGAAUCGAUUUCCGCCAUCCUGACAAAGUACUCACGGAUGGUGCAUGAUGCACGACUAUCACCAGCCCCCCACCCCCAAAAAGCCUCGAACUUUCCCAAAACGACCAGGCGCAUGCUGAAAGAUAGAGCCCGAACCGGUUUGCUGUCCCUCCAACUCACAAAGCGGGAAUCAGACUUCGAUUUGGAAGUCACUAAUUCGCAACUAUUUGUCUCGUCUGCACACCAAUACGGCAAGCGAGCGCUUAAAGCCUUAGUCUCACGAAAGACGUUGCAUCGAUGUGCAGACGACUUGCAGCGCCGCAAAUCCCGGCCUAUUUACCGAGGUGAGAUCCCUGCGAGGAAUCAACCUGGGACACAGUUGAGCGAAGAAAAGCAUGGAAACAAAAGUGACGAUGGGGAUGACAACUUCAUGCACUUGGUCAUUGGAAACCCAUAUUGA